AGUUGGAGGGCGGACGUUUGAUGGUAGAUGCGCCUCUGUGAGUCUUACUACGGCUGGAAGAAUCUGUCCAACUCCUGAGGGAUCUGGUGAAGAAUGGAGUGGUAUGUCCUGGUGCUGAUGCUGAGCUUGCCGCCCUCCAUCCACGCAGAUUGCUCCUCGCAGUGCGAGAAAUGCGUGCAGCAGAUCCUCGGCCCCGACGCCGCCUUCAGCAGCCUGUCGUGCAACACCGAGUGUGAGGGGCAGCUGGAGAGCUGCGACCGGGUUUCGGGGCUGGCGGACUUCAGCCAGGACGAAGCUGCGGCGGAGGAGGAGAGCCAGCAGGCGGACCUGGUCAAGCGCUACGGCGGCUUCAUCAAGAGGAUCGACAAGAACAAGAACAAAAUCUUCGCCUCUCCGUGGCGCGACAACUACGUCCUGAAGGCCGGGGCGCUGCCCAAGAAGUAUGAGGACUUGCUGAAGAGGCUGGAGGAGAGGGACGCGGACGCGCCGCCGGACUCAGACGACGCCGCGGAGGACCGGCUCCGCAGUUACGUGAAGCGUUACGGCGGCUUUUUACGCAAAUUCGGUCCUAAAUCAAAGAGGAUUAGCUCCGCGGAGACGGAGAGCCAAGAGCCCGAGGAGCUGCAGAAGCGCUACGGGGGCUUCAUGAGGCGGAUCCGACCAAAGUUGAACAACCUGAAGUGGGACAAGCGUUACGGAGGAUUUCUGCGCCGCCACUUCAAAAUCUCUGUGCGCUCGGCCGAGGAGCCGUAUUACUACGAUGACUUGAGCCUAUAGAUGAACUCUGCAGGGGGUGAAAAUAAAGAAAAACUACGAAGAACUUGUGCAGGUUCACUUGAAAUGACACCAUUUAACCAGAAAGUAUCAUAUGCCUGCCUAUAUUACAGCCAGCUCGGUUGCCUUCUGUGUAAAAAUAAUUAUCAUCUCUGUGUUGUUGGCAUCAUCGUCUGUCAUUCAAUAAAUGAUGCUUGUUUAAUAAAAACAUGAAUAAAACCACUUUCCUGUUUGC
This is a messenger RNA of Anarrhichthys ocellatus (wolf-eel), 1009 nucleotides long. RefSeq names its product prodynorphin (gene pdyn). The coding region runs from base 94 to 777 and encodes 227 amino acids. Gene Ontology annotation, cellular component: dendrite; neuronal cell body; plasma membrane. Gene Ontology annotation, biological process: sensory perception; chemical synaptic transmission; neuropeptide signaling pathway. Gene Ontology annotation, molecular function: opioid receptor binding. The record is from RefSeq and is a predicted model, not a curated record. The transcript is spliced from 3 exons. NCBI's taxonomy places the organism in Eukaryota, Metazoa, Chordata, Actinopteri, Perciformes, Anarhichadidae.